Cygnus olor (mute swan) is the source of this 959-nucleotide messenger RNA. It is a transcript of the gene HOPX, whose product is annotated as HOP homeobox. NCBI's taxonomy places the organism in Eukaryota, Metazoa, Chordata, Aves, Anseriformes, Anatidae. The transcript has 3 exons. Bases 101 to 403 code for a protein of 100 amino acids. The record is from RefSeq and is a predicted model, not a curated record. Gene Ontology annotation, cellular component: nucleus. Gene Ontology annotation, biological process: regulation of transcription by RNA polymerase II; cell differentiation. Gene Ontology annotation, molecular function: DNA binding.
UAAACAGGAAUCAUCUCUGCGGGAGUCACGCUGGCUAUAAAUACAGCAACCAACAGAGGUUGCUCGGCAGAGGAGAGGCUGCAGUUCCUGCCAGCUCGGGAUGGUGAGGCAGCUCGGCUGGGAGUGUUGCUUCCACAGCCAGGAAACUGAGGCAGUGCCUGGCCCCAUAGCCCAGAAGGAAAUGGACGCAGAAAAGCCAGUGACUCCCACCGAGGAGCAGCUGGAGAUCCUGGAGUACAACUUCUGCAAGGUGAACAAGCAUCCCGACCCCACCACGCUGUGCCUCAUUGCAGCUGAAACUGGGCUUUCCGAGGAGCAGACCCUGAAAUGGUUCAAGCAGCGCCUGGCACAGUGGAGGAAGUCUGAAGGGCUGCCCUCAGAAAGCGGCUCUGUCAGGGACUAGAGGAUGCUGCUCCGCUCUCCAUGCCUGCUGUAAAUGAUGGUGAAGAUGUUCAGAGUGGGUUUCCUGUUGCAAAAAGUUUUGAGAUACAAAAUAAUACCCUGGUAUUUAACAUAAUUUUUAUUUAUAGAAAAAAUGCUAUAUAUAUAUAAUAUGUAUGUAUAUGUGUAUACAGCUUCUGAUGGUUGCAUAACCAGUUUAAUGAUUCUUAUCCAUUAAUAGAGCUGCACAGGCCAGGCCAUCUCAUGCCCUUGUCCUGGGCUGAUGGAAAAGCUGCUAUGAAAGGUUCAAGCACAGGAGGCGGGAAGAAAGAUUUAUUUUCUUUAGGAUUUAGUAUGCAGAAGAUCCUGAGAGGAGGGCAGUUGGAAAAUGUGAUGUGUUGUUUGUGAGGUCUUGGUUAGCUUAAGAUGCUCAAGGAGUUUGGAUAUUGACAAACCAAAUAUCCACAUCAUAAUCAGAUCAAGACAAGAUGAAUGUAUUUUUGUUACAUGCCACCAAAGGGAGAGAACUGGUCUUUUCUUUGUCCAAUGUGUAAAUAAAAACCAAAGAUUUUUGGUGA